Molecule: messenger RNA, 1407 nt
Organism: Parascedosporium putredinis
Lineage: Eukaryota; Fungi; Ascomycota; Sordariomycetes; Microascales; Microascaceae
Source: the annotation of a GenBank genome assembly
AUGCCCGACCAAGCCCCGCCGGACCACCGGCUCCCCGUGCUCAUCAUGGGCGCGGGGAUCAGCGGCCUCGUGCUAGCCCAGCACCUCCGAUCUCUUUCCGUCCCCUUUGUCGUGUUCGAGCGGGACUCUGAUCUGGCCACGCGCGGCCUCGGCUGGGGCCUCACUCUGCACUGGUCCCUCCCUGCCCUCCGUCACCUCAUCCCCGACCGCGUGUAUGCCCGGCUGCCCGAGGCCUACGUCGACCGCGCCGCCGUGGAGAGGGGCGAGGCGUCCAGGUUUCCGUUUUACGACCUCAGCACGGGAGAGCUGAGGGCCGCCACGCCCAAGGCACCCGAGGGACAGAGGAUCAGGGUUACGAGGGCGAAUCUGAGGAGGCUACUUGCCGAGGGCAUCGAUAUCCAGUGGGGUAAAACCUUUUCCUCCUACGAGUCCACCCCUUCCUCCGUCACCGUGACCUUUGAGGAUGGCUCCUCCCGCACGGGCUGCCUCCUCGUCGCCUGUGACGGCGGCGCCUCACGCGUCCGCCGCGCCCUCUUCCCCACCCAGCACGAACGCCACCAGAUUCCCGUGCGCACGAUGGGCUUCCGCGCCGACUUUUCCCCGCGGGAGAUCCGGGCCAUCCGGGCCAUGGAUCCCUUUUUCCUACAGGCGGCCGCGUCUGAGAAUGAUACGUUUAUGUAUUUCAGCAUCCUAAGCGGACCCCGCCAUCCCCGCACGCAGAGCAAGAGACCUCGAAACGGCGGAUCCAAGGGCCGCGGAGGAAGAAAGAAGCUCUUCAACAAGUACACGUGCCAGAUCGUCGUGUCCUGGCCCGACCGGCCGGGCUUCUUCGGCGAAGCGGACGGUGUCGCGUACCCGACCACGGACGAGGGUCGCGUCGGUUUGCUGCACCGGUUCGCCAGCACCUGGGCCGAGCCCUUCCGCUCUCUCGCGCUGGGCAUCGGGCUCGCGGGUAAGGGCGGCGCCGGGAGCAAGCGCAGUAGCAUCAGCUCUUCGCCGCCUUCCUCGCCCGCCCGCUCGCCUUCCCCGCUUCGGGGUCUUCGGCCGCCUCGGGGUGGGGUCGCGACCGAAAUUAAGACCAUGGACCUGUUUGACUGGCCGCCUCCCAAGGGGCUGAGGGGAACUGGUCGGGUGGUUUUGAUGGGUGAUGCCAUGCACCAGAUGACCAUGUACCGUGGCGAAGGAGCGAACCACGCCAUCGUGGACGUGCAAGACUUUGCCGACCUCGUCGCAGGGCCCCACCUCGCCCCCGCGCAGGGGCCUGCAAGCUUCCAGGAGCUAAGGCGGGCACUGGAUGCGUACGAGGACGCCGUGGUGGAGAGGGCGAGACCGGGCGUGCUCGCUUCCAGGCGGGCGUGCCUCGACGCCCACGAGUGGGGAAGAUCGGAGAGGCGAGUCCGCUGUUGA